AUGACGACAAGGCAUGAAAUGGCUGAUAUAGUGAAUGUGAAUGAGGACGACGAAGCACGCCGAAAUGAAAUAAGAGCUAUGAUUGUGGAAGAAGUAAAGAAAGCAAUAGAGGCUAGUGUACCCCGACUAGCUCAAGAAGUUGAAGGACAAGUAUUGGAGAUAGUUAAUACCUCGGUAACAUCCAAGGUGGAAGAAUUGAAAGAAAUGAUUAGUGAAUUGCAAGUGAAGAAAAGCAUUCGGAGAUGCACGUACAAAGAGUUCAUGGCAUGUAACCCCUUACCAUACAAAGGGGAAGUUGAUCCGAUAGCUUGUCAAAGGUGGAUUUCAAGUACCGAAGCCGUGUUUACACGAAGUAGAUGUGAGGUGGAGGAUCAAGUAAUGUUUGCCACGGGCCUCCUACAACUCCAAGCAAAAGAUUGGUGGGACGCAUACUCGAAGGAAUUGGGGGAUGAUAAAGUACAGUCGUUAACAUGGCAAGAAUUCAAGGAGUUAUUUCUGAAAUAUUAUAGUCCACAAUCCGCAAUUGAUAAGAUUCAGGAAGACUUCUUACGUCUCAGACAAAAGGAUGAAACGAUUGACGAGAUAACAAACAAGUUCCUUGAGAGGGUGAAGUUCUGUGAGGAGAUAGCGGGGACUGAGAGGCAAAGGAUUAUACGUUACCAUGCUAUGUUAAAGACUGAAUAUCGGGAAUUUGUAAAUCCCUCCAAGUGUGCAACGUUAAAUGAAUUAAUUGAAUGGGCAAGAGACAGAGAAAUUGAGAUAAAAAGACAGGUUGAACGGGGAGAGAAAAGGGUAGCGGAGAAGCCUACCAAUGCAAGCCCAUCGAAAAAGGCAAGAUAUCAAGACCAAAGCAAGAAGGGGAAAGCAAGUAGUGAAAUUCCGACUUGCAAGACGUGUGGGAAGCAUCAUUCGGGUGAAUGUUUGUCGGGAAAGAAGGGAUGCUACAAAUGUGGACGAGAGGGACAUCCAUUUUAUAGGUGCCCCGAAAACCCAAAGGCGUGUUAUAAUUGCAAUGAAACAGGACACAUUAAAGCGGAAUGUCCGAAACUCCAACAAGGGGCAAAGAGAGAAGGAAAGAAGGAUGAGCCCCCCAAGGCUCGCGGGAGGAUGUUUCAGUUAACCUCGGAUGAAGCUAAAGCUAGCCCGGAUGUGGUUUCAGGUAUAUUCUUGGUUAAUUUUAUGCCUAUGAAUGUUUUAUUUGAUUCCGGGGCUAGUAGGUCGUUUAUUUCUAAUGAAUUGUUAGCUCACCCAUCGUUUAAGCUUGAAAAGAUGUUAACACCCUUAGAGGUCGAAGUUGCUGAUAGUAAAAGCUAUUUGUUGCAUGAUAUUUGCAAAAACUAUAAGGUAUUAAUCGAAGAUGAGGAAUUUAGUAUAGAUCUUGUUCCAAUGUACAUGGGGGAAUUUAAAGUAGUUGUAGGAAUGGAUUGGCUAGCCCAAAACCACGCUGAAAUUCAAUGUGAAAAGAAAGUCAUUCAUGUAGUAACCUCUGGGGGGAAACGGCUUGAAGAUGUGAACGUGGUGAAUGAAUAUCCGGAUGUGUUUCCGGAAGACCUACCAGGGCUUCCACCUGAACGAGAAGUAGAAUUCAAAAUAGAGCUUAUCCCGGGUGCAAAACCGGUAGCUAAAGCUCCUUAUCGUGAAGCAGAGCAUGCUUCCCAUUUACGUGAUGUAUUGGAGACGCUUCGCAAGGAAAAGUUAUAUGCAAAGUUCUCAAAGUGUGCCUUUUGGCUUAGAGAGGUACAAUUUUUGGGUCAUGUGAUCGAUGUGGAUGGUGUUCAUGUGGAUCCGUCCAAGGUAGAUGCGGUAAUGAAUUGGGUACCCCCGAAGAAUCCAAGCGAAAUAAAAAGUUUUCUAGGCUUGGCUGGGUACUACAGAAGAUUUAUCCAAGAUUUCUCCAAGAUAGCCUCUCCUAUGACGAAGUUAACAAAGAAGGAUGAAAAGUUUAUAUGGGGCGAAGAACAAGAAAAGGCAUUUUAG
Molecule: messenger RNA, 1977 nt
Organism: Helianthus annuus (common sunflower)
Lineage: Eukaryota; Viridiplantae; Streptophyta; Magnoliopsida; Asterales; Asteraceae
Exons: 4
Coding region: 1-1977 (658 amino acids)
Biological process (GO): proteolysis
Molecular function (GO): nucleic acid binding; zinc ion binding; aspartic-type endopeptidase activity
Source: RefSeq, a predicted model, not a curated record